Mycena indigotica is the source of this 615-nucleotide messenger RNA. Its product is annotated as Sulfhydryl oxidase. Bases 1 to 615 code for a protein of 204 amino acids. Lineage: Eukaryota; Fungi; Basidiomycota; Agaricomycetes; Agaricales; Mycenaceae. The transcript has 4 exons. The record is from RefSeq and is a predicted model, not a curated record.
AUGAUUUGUGCAGUAAACAACUCUGGAUCUUCAAUCAAAUUUUUCGAUGUUGUCGCAGACAAACUUGGCGGUCGUCUGGCUAGUAAUUUUGAAUUGUUUUUACCGCGUGAAAUGGCUUCCAUUUUCUUCUUCUCGCGCCACCAACUGGCAAUUACAUUCACCAAAAUACCUUCUCACCACUGCGGAUUCGAGCUGUUAGAUCCUGUAGUCAACAAGACACAACAACUCUUUCAUCCCGGCGCGGUAUUCAAGAGGGAUGAGGUGGGAAAGCCGAUAGGUGUUUUCCGUCUAGGGGGAAACUUUCUUGCAUGUUAUGAGAAAUCAGGCUUUAUUAUCAAUAAGCAUGGCGGUUUGGUCGACGGUUACUCGAAAAUUAUAUGGACAGGGGCUGCAUCUGCUAUCGUGGCUCACCGACAAUAUGUUCUAGCUUUUACUGCUCAUUCCAUCGAGGUCCGAAGUUUUGGUGGCCCAAUUUCGCUGGUCGUCCAAACAAUACAUGGGUCAUACACUCCGCUGAAUGUUCCUGGGCCAGAAGAGCGCGUUUUCGUUCUGAAUACUUCGACAAGAGAGGCGGCCGUGAUUGAAUUCCUGGGGUCGAAAGAAAUUUGGAAUUGA